Messenger RNA from Miniopterus natalensis, 1034 nucleotides. Lineage: Eukaryota; Metazoa; Chordata; Mammalia; Chiroptera; Miniopteridae. The record is from RefSeq and is a predicted model, not a curated record.
AAAAGGAAUAAGGAGAUAAAGGAAUAAUUUUUUGCACAUGGGUAGUGUUUUAGAGGCAAAGAGUUGGAAGCAGACAAGUGGAGCUGAACCUGACCAUUAAGAGAAAGGUGGAGUUUUGUUUGCAUAUCUGCUUAAUUGUUGCUAUUCACUAUUUUAUUUUAAGUCAUGCAGGAGUCAGUCGAAGUGUGGCUGUAAUGACUGCUUUUCUGAUGAAGACUGACCAACUUACCUUUGAAAAAGCCUAUGAAAACCUCCAGACUAUGAAACCAGAGGCCAAGAUGAAUGAGGGGUUUGAGUGGCAACUGAAAUUAUAUCAGUCCAUGGGGUGCAAAGUAGAUACCUCUAGUGCAGUUUAUAAGCAGUAUCGUUUAAGAAAGGUUACAGAAAAGUAUCCAGAACUGCAGAACUUACCUCAAGAACUCUUUGCUGUUGAUCCAACCAUGGUUUCACAGGAAUUGAAAGAUGAGGUUCUUUACAAAUGUAGAAAGUGCAGGCGGUCUUUAUUUAGAAGUUCUAGCAUAUUGGAUCAUAAUGAAGGAAGUGGUCCUAUAGCCUUUGCCCACAAGAGACUGGCACCAUGUCUCAUGCCUGUCAUGGGGAGUCGGGCUCAGUGCACGUCCUAUUUCAUUGAACCUGUACAGUGGAUGGAACCUGCCUUGCUGGGAGUGAUGGAUGGACAGCUUCUGUGCCCCAAAUGCAGUGCUAAGUUGGGUUCUUUCAAUUGGUACGGUGAACAGUGCUCCUGUGGUAGAUGGAUAACACCUGCUUUUCAAGUCCAUAAGAAUAGAGUGGAUGAAAUGAAAAUGCUUCCGGUUCUGGGAUCACAAACGAAAAAUGUGAACUUCUGACAUUUGAUAGCUGGGAAAGAAACUUGUCUGCUGAAACAUGCUACUUGUCAUUCACAUGGAGUGUCUGGUGUUUAGGCUGUUAGCAUUUCAUUUGAAAUGUGAGAAGAUGAAAUCACCUGAUGUGACUUGGACACUGUGUUUAAGUAGAAUACUUCAUAUGGAAAUAAAAACUUGUUUUUAAAAUUU